CUCAGACAAAUUCAACCAAUUAUGCGUUACCACCUGCAAAUAUUACCGGAAUACCGCAGGAUCCAAGUAAUAAUACAUAUCCUAACCCAGAGUACGCGAGGCUAGUAGCUUACUCUUUAUAUUUUUACGAAGCACAAAGAAGCGGAAAAUUACCUACAGACAACAGGGUACCAUGGAGACAUGAUUCAGCGUUAAACGAUGGUCAAGACGCUGGUCUUGAUUUAACAGGA
Molecule: messenger RNA, 230 nt
Organism: Dentiscutata heterogama
Lineage: Eukaryota; Fungi; Glomeromycota; Glomeromycetes; Diversisporales; Gigasporaceae
Source: the annotation of a GenBank genome assembly